Meloidogyne enterolobii is the source of this 483-nucleotide messenger RNA. NCBI's taxonomy places the organism in Eukaryota, Metazoa, Nematoda, Chromadorea, Rhabditida, Meloidogynidae. The record is from the annotation of a GenBank genome assembly.
AUGCUUUUUUUAUUGUUAGCCCUUCCUUUGGAUUUGUUAUUUAAUGCAGCCAAUUCUCUUCUUUAUUAUGAUAAUAAUGUACAACUUAUGCUUAUUUUACUUCAAGACACACUCCAAGUGCUAGCCAUUCUUGGAUUAGCCAUUCGCUUUUCCUCAACUUUUGUAUUCCAAGCAGGUCUUAUUGGACAUUUAUUGCGUAGAUUUAGUUGUUCUAUAAUUGUUGCAUUCCUUUAUUUGGCCUUAUCUAUAAUUUACCAUUUUUUCUCUUUAAAAGAAAAUUGGUUAUCUAAAGAAAAUACUAAAGAUAAAGAAUUCUUUGAUUGGAAAACACCAAAAACAUUUUUGUUUUUAUUGCAAAGGACGGUAGCAAUAUUCUACUACUUUUUCUAUAAAAAGACUGUACUGAUGCUUAGCGAUCCAAAAUAUCAUAGCGAAUCUGAAUGGUUGUUAAGUAAGAUUGGAAAACGUAUUGUGGUUAACUGA